AUGUCAACCACUGUGAAUUUCAACAGGUACAAUGAGCAGCACGGGAACUUGUACGACACACAGAGCGAGUCCUGCCACACAUCCGAACCGCAGUUUCCCAUCUUGUCCUCUCUGAAGCCGUACUACUGUCAGGAGUACCUUUCUCACGAGGAGGAAACCCCCGCCAUUAGCCAGUUUGUACAGCAGCAUUUGGAUAAUCAGACCCAAGACAAAACUUUUGAUGAGCCAGAUUCCAUCAACCCAGUAUCUACGGACUAUACCCCUCCUCGGGAAGGACAUGGGGUUAGCUAUGCUUGUCUGCAGCCGAUGGGAACACAGACACGAUUGGGAGAUCCCCCUUAUUCAUUGACGUACAGCCAGAACGAUAAUUAUUGUUAUGAAGUGGAGCCGAUUCAUUACUACAGCAAUCCCAUGUACAGCCAGUCCUCUCAGAACCAAUCUCCAUCCUCCCCGCUCCACAUGUCUCCCUCCAGCUCUGAGGUAGCCUUGACUCCUAUACAAUCCCCUACAGCCAUCCAGCCGAGCUCAUUUAGUCCCUGCAUCUACUUAUGUAACAGGGACUUAUGGAUCAAAUUCCAUCAACACAUGACCGAAAUGAUCAUCACUAAACAAGGAAGGAGAAUGUUUCCGACACUACAGUUCAGUCUGAAUGGCCUUGACCCCCACAAACAGUACAACGUAUUUGUGGAUAUGAUACUAGCGGAUCCCCAUCACUGGAAGUUUCAGAAUGGCAAGUGGGUCCCGUGCGGACAAGCAGAACAACUUCCUCAAAAUGGACGUGUUUAUCUACACCCGGACUCGCCCAGCGCCGGAGCGCAUUGGAUGAAACAGGAUAUUGUGUUUGGGAAGCUGAAAUUGACCAAUAACAGGGCAGUGGACCAAGGACAGGUCAGCCAGAUUGUUUUGAACUCCAUGCAUAAGUAUCAGCCAAGAAUCCACGUAAUUGAGGUAGGAUCACACGGCCCCAACGAACAGAAGAGUCUCCAGACGCAUGCGUUUCCGGAAACGCAGUUCAUUGCUGUUACUGCUUACCAAAAUACUGACAUAACACAGUUGAAAAUAGACCACAAUCCUUUUGCCAAAGGUUUCCGUGACAACUAUGAUGGGCGACAUAUUGACACCUCGAACCAUUCAAACCAGAACUACAUGCCAUACUCUCAACAGAGUCUGUUUCCUACAAAUGUCACUUUCAACAGAACAACAGCAACGUCUAGAGGCAUGACAUAUCCCCCACAAAUGGUUACACAAUAUCUAACAAAUGCUAUACAGGAAAACAUCAUUCCCAGCAUUCAUAACGGUUCCGGCAUGGGGGAGAUAAAACAGGUGGAGGAUGGCUGCUAUUCGAACAGCUAUAACUUCGGAACACACAUGAUGAUACCAGAUACCAUCAAUGUACAAGCGGGUCAGGAAAAAAGCAUCAUCAAAAAGGAAUUGAAUACGUCAGAGUGUGAUCAGGCAGUUUGCGUCACCUCCGAAAAUUACAUGAAAAGAGCUCUGGAACAAAUGUUCGAAUAUCCUCAAGAUACUAACAACGAAAUUGAACAACCACAGAAAAGGUCAAAAAUGUCGGCAAACAAAGCUUCAUCAGAUUUAUUUGGAAAACUAACAAACGAAGUGAAAGCGGAGCAGGGGAAUGAAGAAAAUGAGCCCGAAAUAAGCGUCGAAUACACAUAUCUAAGUAACAGUAAAAAGCAAAUACUGGAUCACUCCGUGUUUCAGGGACAACAGACCUCCGUGUAUUGAGCUCAUCAACUGUUAUGUGCUAGCUGGUUCAUGCAUUGUUUAUGAAUUGUAAGGAUUACACUUUUUGUUGUAAUGCAUUCUUUGGUUUUAUGUCUUUUGAUUUUGUUGAGAAGUUGUUUUGCAAAAUAAAUUUUUUUUUUUCAAAAUCCUAAGUGCUGUUGAAGCUUAGUUCCCCUGAGGUUAUAGCUCAGGUGAACUUUCUGAUUGAAGUUUGUUUAUCCUCUUUAAAUGUAAACAUCUUCAUUUACUUCUCAAAAUAUAAGCCCAACCGCCAUCAAAA
Ostrea edulis (European flat oyster) is the source of this 2023-nucleotide messenger RNA. RefSeq names its product eomesodermin-like. The transcript has 6 exons. Lineage: Eukaryota; Metazoa; Mollusca; Bivalvia; Ostreida; Ostreidae. Gene Ontology annotation, cellular component: nucleus. Gene Ontology annotation, molecular function: DNA-binding transcription factor activity, RNA polymerase II-specific; RNA polymerase II cis-regulatory region sequence-specific DNA binding. Gene Ontology annotation, biological process: cell fate specification; positive regulation of DNA-templated transcription; regulation of transcription by RNA polymerase II. The record is from RefSeq and is a predicted model, not a curated record. Bases 1 to 1743 code for a protein of 580 amino acids.